Messenger RNA from Tetranychus urticae (two-spotted spider mite), 1392 nucleotides. RefSeq lists its product as uncharacterized. Gene Ontology annotation, cellular component: membrane. Lineage: Eukaryota; Metazoa; Arthropoda; Arachnida; Trombidiformes; Tetranychidae. The record is from RefSeq and is a predicted model, not a curated record. Gene Ontology annotation, molecular function: growth factor activity.
AGGGUUAAAAUGAUUAUUUCCUGGUCACUGGUGUUUAAACUUCCCUUUUUUAUUAGAGUAUUAAUUUUUUUAUUGUUUUACUUAUAAUUUAAUUAUUUCAUUAGCUGUUUAAAAUGUUUAAUCGUACUUAUUCGUUGUCAUUUUUAUUGUUUUAUGUGUGCCAUCUUCUAGUCAUUACAGCUAUAAAUGGUCAACAUUAUCGUCCACAGCAUGAACCACGUCAAUAUUCUGGGUAUCAUAAAAUUACAACUUUACCCGAUGGAGAAACGCAUUAUUCUCGUUCGUACAUUUUGAAUGACACUGGUUAUAGUGAACAUCUUUACACAAAACCACAGACGUAUGGACGUUCAGUCAGUCAGCCUCUUAACCACCAGUUACUUAUUAAUCAAGGUUACUCACCCAAUGUUCGAAGGAAUAUUGGCGCAGACCCAGAAUUUACUCAAGCAUUGAGCUAUAAAAGUUUACCACCACCACUGAUGGUGCCACAAUUGCAACCACAAUUGCCACCUCAAUUGCCACCUCAAUUUCGGCCCCUACCAUCUCGAUUACCUGCUCCAAUGGCUGGGCCAAUUUUUUCAUCAGCCGUUGCUCCAUUGGUAUCACCAAACAUUCCUAGGAAUCGUCCAGUUGUGCCUCAAAAUUCACGCCAAAAUCAACCCAAUUAUCAACCCAAUUAUCAACCUGAUUAUCAACCUGAUCGAGAUCAGUAUCGAAGUGAAUACUCACGAAAUACUUAUCAACGCCAAGCAGUCAGUGGAAAUGAGGUGACCGUUCCUCAUUCGUACAAUGUUCCUGAUGAACCCAUGAAUAGAAUGAUUGACUUUUUUUCCUCGAGUUUCUUUAAAUCAAAUGUUAAGGAAAAUAAACUGACUACCGUAAAUCUAUUCCAAAAUGUCAUAAUUGGUACCAACACUACUGCUGAUGAAGCGAUAAUUAAAGCUAAUUUAGAGAAAACUGCAGGUCACGUUUUCGAUAAUGGCAGCACCGAUUGUAAACCAGUGAUGACUGUUGUCAAAUUUGGUAAUAUCAAUAAACCAGAAAUAAUCUACAAUCCAUCAUCAGUGCAAGUUUUACGUUGUCCUCAAGCAUGCUUCUCGUGGCAAUUUGACUGUCUACCAGUGAAAAAACAUGUUUACAAUUUUUCAGCUGCAGUCUACACCAUGGAGAAAGGCAAAGUCACCAGAGAAGUUAAUCAAUUUGAAGUAGUAUCGCACACUGAAUGUGCUUGUCAAUGUAAAACUGUCGCUUCAUGCUUAUCUUCAUCUUCACUAAGCACAAAGCGUCCCAUAUCAAAUGGAUUUUAACUAAUCGAUCCUAGAUCUUAAUACACUUUAAUCUAAUCAUUGUAACCUUUUAGUUUAAUUAUAUAAAGUUGAUUAUAUUUUUUCUUAA